AUGGAUAUCCCUCAACCACCAACCAUAAAGCAGAAACGGUCACAAGGCGUGUCAACAGGCAGUCGUCCGCAAAGACCACACCUCCAAACCGCGAACUCGUCAAGUGUAUUCUUGAUUCUCCAUCCCCUCAACAAUACCUUCCAGAAGAAGACACUUCCACUCCCACCACAUCCACAAACCCUCCGCAUCGGUCGGCAAACAUCCUCCAAAACAGUACCGUCCGAAUCAAACCCUUUCUUCGACUCAAAAGUCCUCUCGCGGUCUCAUGCAGAGAUCUUCACCUCCCAAACCACACCUUUCCGCGUAUUCAUCCGCGACGUACGCUCUUCGAACGGGACAUUCGUUAACGGCGUUCGACUUAGUAAAGAAGGCGAGGAAAGUGAGCCGGUGGAGUUACGCGAGGGCGAUGUCCUCGAACUCGGGAUUGAUAUCUUGGGUGAUGAAGGUGGACGGGAACGUGUUGUGCAUCAGAAAGUUGCGGCGAGGGUCGAGUGGGCAGGUGUCCACCCUCCAUCACAAUCAGGGGCCAAUGGUGUCCGCGUCCGCAUGGAAGAUAUCGAUCCUGCAAACUCGAUUACUGGAGCGAACGUCGCUGUCGGUACAAGCUUUGCGAGUCGGAAGGCGAUCACGGGAAUGAGUGGGAUGGGGAGCAUGUGGUCGAAAUCCGUGUCGAUUGAGAUGGUAGUCAAGAAACUCAAUGCGGAGCUCUGUGCCUCCAAAGACGCUCUAGCAGAAAUCCAAGCAACGACAGAAUCCCUCGCUACGAUUCGUGCGUCCAUCGGUACCGGCUCGAAUGAUGCCGGACACGGCAGCGCCCCUUCCUCCGACGGUACGAAAUACGAAGAAGCAGUCGAGUCUUACUCUCAACCACACGCAACAGCAGAAGAGGCACAUAUAGACCAAGAAAGAGAACGAGAAGAAGCCCACGAACGCUCCGAACUCCUCGAGAAAGCCCUCCAACGCGCUACCGAAGACCUAGCCCUAACACACGCCCGUAUCCGCGACCUGGAGUCCACCCUCGAGCGCGAACGUCUCGCCCGCGAAUCCGCCGAAUCUAAAUUCCGCUCCCUCGUCUCCGAACUCGAAUCCCACAAGCUACGAGAAGAAGAAACGAAAGAAAAAGAGAGGGAGGAGGGGAGGAGGGUGAGCGGGUUGGAGAGUAAGGUUGAAGAGUUGGAGGUGUUAUUGAGGGAGAGUCGGGGGGAGACGAAGGAGUUUAAGAGAAGGCUGGAGGUUAGUGAGAGGGAGAAUGAAAGGUUGGGACCGAUGGUUAGUGAGUUACUGGCUAAGUUGAAGGAAGCGGAGGAUAAGCCUGUGAUGGCCACACCUGCUGCCACCUCAUCACCAUCUGGGACCAAGGAGCGGCUGGAUGCAGACUCAGUUGAACUCGAUGAACGGGACAACGGAAAGGAAGGGAAACUAAAGGCAGGCUAUGCACCAAGGUCGAACGCAGCAGGCCCAGGAGCAGGAACGAAAAUGACAGAACUGAGCGUGCCCUUUGGAAGUGCGAUCGGGGUUGUACUUGUUGGUGUCGGAUUGAUGUAUUGGUUGAAUGGGUGGAACCAGGGGAGGGUGCCCGUUGGUGAGACGUGAGGAUGCCAAUUGACGAGAGAUCAGGGAAUAUGUUGCUUUGGUUGCAGGUCGCGUGGGAUGGCCCGGACUGGUACCGUGAUUCCGGUAAUACGAGUACAGGCGGGAUUGGGUAGGCUAGGCAGGAUUAUGGCUCUGGGAAUUUGAGUAUGGCCUUUCGUGCAGCUGUACGCACUGAUAUAGAGUCCAAUUGCCUCCGACUUAUUCGAGCUCGGGCCAACGGAUCUGGCCAUAACUUCGUGCGAAUCAAAACUGGAGCAAACGAGAGAAGAGAUGCAUUGCGUUGGCUUCUAAUGCCUUUUGCAUUCAGGUGAAUGCCACCCCAAAUUAGUAUAUCAUAACAGCCUUCAAUUUCAACUCCAUAAAGAUAUUCCUACACAGCUCUC
Messenger RNA from Saitoella complicata NRRL Y-17804, 1976 nucleotides. RefSeq lists its product as uncharacterized. The transcript is spliced from 2 exons. NCBI's taxonomy places the organism in Eukaryota, Fungi, Ascomycota, Saitoellomycetes, Saitoellales, Saitoellaceae. Gene Ontology annotation, molecular function: protein binding. The record is from RefSeq and is a predicted model, not a curated record. The coding region runs from base 1 to 1593 and encodes 530 amino acids. Gene Ontology annotation, cellular component: cytoplasm.